AUGGAGGUGGGUGCAGAAGGGAGUGCUGGUGGUUUGCUAUGCUUGUGGAAUCCACAGAAUUUCGAGCUUAAGGAAUGUUGCUGCUCCAGGAACUUCAUUCUUUUAUCAGGUUUGGCCCAUCAUUCUUUCAAUUGUUCUCUUAUUAAUGUUUAUGCACCUAAUGAUGUGCAAAAAAGAAGUAUACUUUGGAAGCUCCUAUCAACACUGAAAUCAUCUUUCCCAAGCCCUUGGUGCAUAGGAGGUGAUUUUAAUGAAAUCAGAUUUAUGAGCGAAAGAAGGGGUUGUUCUCGUAGGGGAAGAGGGAUGAAGGAUUUUAAUGAAUUGAUUGAUAAAUUGGAGUUGGUAGAUAUGCCAAUGCUGGGGAGGCAAUUUACUUGGUGUAAUGCGAUGGAUGGUGAUAGGUGGAGUAGAAUUGAUAGAUUUUUAAUUGAUCCUAGGUGGCUGGAAGAGUUCAAGCUCAAACAGUGGGGACUACCUAGGAGUAUCUCUGAUCACUGCCCAAUUCUCCUUAUGGAGGAUGAGAGGGAUUGGGGUCCAAAACCAUUCCGGUUUAUUAAUGCAUGGUGUCUGCACCCAAAAUUUAAAACAGAAGUGAAAAACUGUUGGGAAGCAUUCCAGGUUAGUGGUUGGGCAAGCUUCAGGCUUUUGAAAAAGUUAGGAAAUCUGAAAUCCCAUCUGAAGAGGUGGAACUGUGAAGUCUUUGGUAACAUUGAGGAGAAGUUGAAAAAAGCAGAGGACGAAUUGCACGAAUGGGAUUUAAUAGCUGAAGGUAGGAAUCUACAGGAUGCUGAGAUUAAACGAAGGGCUCCAGAAAUCUAG
This is a messenger RNA of Camellia sinensis, 819 nucleotides long. The record is from RefSeq and is a predicted model, not a curated record. NCBI's taxonomy places the organism in Eukaryota, Viridiplantae, Streptophyta, Magnoliopsida, Ericales, Theaceae.